GUGUGUGUGUGUGUGUGUGCAUGAUCACGUGUUUAAAUCGACCGCCUUCAAGACUGGUUCAAACUCGUAUCUAUCCACGGACGACAACCUUAUUCAAAUUCACCAGUCACUGCAGCAGUUUUUCUUUGACUGACCGAGCGAGACAGCAUUCCACUUGAAACCUCUUGUGGACAAAGCUAUUCUCCUGCUAUGGGUAGUUUCUGCCACCUAAGAAGUCGGUGUCUCCUCAGCCAGUUCGGCCUACCAUUUGUCAUGCAUCGACAAUACAGCCUCGACAUUUCUGCUCAGCUUCUCCGAACGCAGGGCUAUGUGAACGGGCAAUGGAUCAAUGCUCCCUCUACCUUCCCAGUGCUGGACCCAGCGACGGGUGAAGAGAUUGCGAACGUCGCAGACUGCGGUCCAGCAGAAGCUAAACUAGCUGUCGACGCAGCCUAUAAGGCAUUCUACUCCUGGAAACAUCACACAGCGAAAGAAAGAAGUGUCCUUCUACGGAAAUGGUACGAUCUGUUGACGUUGAACAAGAAGGACCUUGCUAAGCUGAUCACUUUUGAGUGUGGCAAGCCCAUGAAGGAGUCCCUGGGGGAGAUUGCUUACGCUGCUGGCUUCCUGGAAUGGUUCUCUGAGGAGGCGCGCCGUGUCUACGGGGAUGUUGUGCCCUCGGCUGCCAAGGACCGUAAGAUCCUUCUGCUCAAACAGCCUGUGGGCGUGGCCUCAAUCAUCACUCCGUGGAACUUCCCCAGUGCUAUGAUCACCAGGAAAGUGGGUGCUGCCCUGGCCGCGGGCUGCACCGUCGUGGUGAAACCUGCCGAGGACACACCCCUCUCUGCCCUGGCGCUUGCUGAGCUGGCGAGUCAGGCCGGGAUCCCAGCGGGGGUGUUUAACGUGGUGCCCUGCUCCAGAGAGAAGACCCCCUCCGUUGGGACAGUCCUCUGCACAGACCCCCUGGUAGGGAAGGUCUCCUUCACUGGGUCCACUGCCACUGGAAAGAUUCUCUUGAAGCAUGCCGCCGACACCGUCAAGAGGGUUUCAAUGGAGCUGGGUGGCCAUGCCCCCUUCAUUGUGUUUGACAGUGCAGAUGUGGACAAGGCUGUGACGGGAGCCAUGAACUCCAAGUUCAGGAACUCGGGACAGACAUGUGUCUGCUCCAACCGCUUCCUGGUCCAGAGUAGGAUCCACGAUCACUUCAUAGAGAAGUUGGGGAAAGCCAUGGACGCAGAGCUCCGUCUGGGCCAUGGCUCUGACCCAAACACCACCCAGGGACCCCUCAUCAACGUCCGUGCCUCUGAGAAGGUGGAGCACCAGGUAAUGGAUGCAGUGUCGCGGGGGGCCAAGGUGCUAAGGGGGAAGCGUCUGGACGGCUCGUUCCAUCAGCCCACUCUGCUGGCUGAUGUCACCACAGACAUGCUGUGUACCAGAGAGGAAACCUUCGGUCCUCUCCUGCCUGUCAUCAGGUUUAACACAGAGGAGGAAGCACUUGCCAUUGCCAAUGCAUCUCAUGUGGGUUUAGCAGGGUACUUCUUUUCCCAGGACGUCAGUCAGAUCUGGCGGGUGGCGGAGAAUCUGGAGGUAGGCAUGGUGGGGGUCAACGAGGGUCUCCUCUCCACCCCAGAGGCCUCCUUCGGUGGGGUCAAACAAUCGGGCCUGGGCCGUGAGGGCUCCAAGUAUGGCAUCGAGGAGUACCUGGACGUCAAGUACAUGUGCUUUGGAGGGCUAACCCCCUGAGGGUCCACUGCACCCCCGCCCUCCAAGUAGAAAGCGGUGAUUUUGGGAAAAGGGAGGAUUCUUAGGCUCUAGUAACAGUUACUUACUCAUAUUUAACAUAAAACACUACAAUGGAUUACAAUAAUCAAAUAUGAUUCCUUCACAAAUGAUUGUGAUUCUGAUCCUCUGCAUAUGUUGUCAUUGAGAGCCUUCAUCUCUCAGAUACAGGGAAAGCAAUAUUAACAAACAUAUGUUAAUGCAGUACAACUUAACUGGGAGUCCUGCAGGCUGAUAUGGAGUAUAGGAAAACCUUUCAUAGUAUUGAAAAUGCCAUUGGUGGUUGCACUAUUAUCGCUAACGCCAUGGUUCAUAGAUACAGUUGAAGUCGGAAGUUUACAUACACUUAGGUUGGAGUCAUUAAAAAUAGUUUUUCAACCACUCCACACAUUCCUUGUUAACAAACUAUAGUUUU
Molecule: messenger RNA, 2173 nt
Organism: Oncorhynchus tshawytscha (Chinook salmon)
Lineage: Eukaryota; Metazoa; Chordata; Actinopteri; Salmoniformes; Salmonidae
Product: succinate-semialdehyde dehydrogenase, mitochondrial
Exons: 10
Coding region: 190-1722 (510 amino acids)
Biological process (GO): GABA catabolic process
Molecular function (GO): succinate-semialdehyde dehydrogenase (NAD+) activity
Source: RefSeq, a predicted model, not a curated record